CACGCUCGAACGUUUUCCCGCGCACUCAUCCGGGCACCGACUUAAACAUCACAAAGCACUCGAGAGAUCCCAUUUCACCUUCGAAUCUCUUGCCCAUUAGACUUGAACCUUUCGACAACCUGUGGCCAGCUUCUGGACCACCUAUCAUUCACCUAUAAUCAACUAUGGCUCAGUCAUACUUCCCCGCUGCCAAGGUAGCAUCCCCGGCGCAGGAGACGUUCGACCUGCUUGCUGGAGACAAGCAGCUGAGAGUGGAGGACGUGCAGGAGGCAUAUGUGGAGCAAAAGGACCGCCUCGUCAAUGCGAUUGACUCGACGACGUCCAUCCUUGGCGAGAUCAAGAAGUUCAACAAGGAGGAGUGGGUCAUCCGCUACCCGCAGCUGAGCGAGCAGCCCGCUGAGGAGGGCUCGUCGCGCAAGGUCCCGCGCCGCUCCCUGUCCUUCGCGGAUGAGCCCCUCACGGAGACGGACGUUGUCAUUCAGCGCCCCGCGCACGGCCGCUCGAUCACCGUGUCCUCGGUAGCGGACGCCGCAGAGGCCACCUCUGCCCCGCUCGAUGACAAGGCGUCGGAGUUCCAGAUCCUGCGCCUAGACCUCAAGAUUGGCGCCGCCAAUUCCUCCCACCCCGCCGCGCUCGUCUCGCAGCUCGAGAAGGCGUCCAUCGCCAACCUCAUCGACGAGCGCAUCACCGCCUCCAUCUCGCACAUGAGCAAGCUCCGCGCUCGUGUCGAGGACACUUCGUCGAAGGUGCUCGUGACGGGUGACCUGAACGCCGGCAAGUCGACGUUCGUCAACGCGCUGCUCCGCCGGGAGGUCAUGCCUGUCGACCAGCAGCCGUGCACCACCGCGUUCUGCGAGGUCCACGACGCCGCUGAGAACGAGGGCAAGGAGGAGGUGCAUGUCGUCAGAGAGGGCGCCUCGUAUGACAUCAGGGACGAGUCGACCUACAGGCGCGCUCCCAUCAGCGACCUGGAGGAGAUCGUCAACGAGUACGAGGACAGCGUCCACCAGGUGCUCAUCAAGCUCUAUCUCGCUGACACCCGUGCACCUGCGGAGUCCCUGCUCAACAACGGCGUUGUUGACAUCUCGCUUAUCGACGCCCCGGGUCUUAACCGCGACAGCCUCAAGACGACCGCUGUCUUCGCACGCCAGGAGGAGAUCGAUGUCGUCGUCUUUGUCGUCAGCGCGGAGAACCACUUCACGCUGUCCGCCAAGGAGUUCCUGCAGAACGCAUCGAACGAGAAGGCGUACUUGUUCAUCGUCGUCAACAAGUUCGACCAGAUCAAGAACAAGGACAAGUGCAAGCGUCUUGUGCUUGACCAGAUCCGCCAGCUUAGCCCGGGCACCUAUGAGGAUGCCGAGGACCUUGUGCACUUCGUCGACUCCGCGUCCGCUCUCCAGCCCUACACUGCGAACCCAGCAUUCGACGACCUCGAGUCGGCGCUUCGCUCCUUCGUGCUCGUCAAGCGUUCGAAGAGCAAGCUCGGCCCGGUGCAGACCUACUUGUCGAACUUGCUCGGCGAUAUUGAGCUGCUCGCUGGCACCAACAAGAUCCUUGCUGAGCAGGAGCUUAAGCAGGCUCAGGAGGAACUCGCGGCCAAGCGCCCGGUCGUGGAGAAGAUGAAGGGCGGUCGCGACUCGCUGGAGGAGGGUCUCGAAGCCGUUGAGGAGGAGGGCGUCAGCAAGGCGACCAACAAGACGCGCACCCGUCUUACGGAUGCGCUCGAGCGCGUCGGUCAGGGCAAGCUCGCCGUCGAGGAGGGCAUGGUCAAGCUCCCGAGCUGGCCGGGUCUGCUUGGCGUGUGGGACUACGCGCGCGAGGUUCGCCGCGCGUUGCUCGAGUCUUUGGACGCUGCGGUCAAGCUGUCGGAGGACGAGGCUCGCGUCAUCACUACUGCUGGCGUGACCAAGGUGAAGGACCUCGGCGAGGCGCAUCUCCCGGAGGGCGUCGAGCGCAGCCGUCGUGUCUUCAUGCCCGAGGCGAUGUUUAGCACGCUCCGCCGUGGGGCUAAGGCCAGCAAGAGCCGUCGCUCGUCGACCCACGGUGCCGUCGUCGCCGGUGGUACUAUCGGUCUCGGCAUUGGUCUUUCCAACCGCCCGGAUAUGCUCGACACGACGUUCUUUGACAUUUUCGACGUCUCGCACCAGUUCUGGGUUAGCUUUGGGGACAAGGAGGAGAACGAGAAGGAGGACGAGGGCGUCAGUGCGCUGAGCAUCGUCAGCGUCGGCGCGGGUGCGCUUAGCUUGGUUGGCGGCAAGGCCAUCGGCGCGCGCGGCCUCGUCGAGGGCAUGAUGCACGUGGCGGACCUUUUCGGCAACGAGGGCACGCGCAAGUGGAUCGCCCCCGUCGUCGGUGCUUUCGCUAUCGGUGCGACGGCGUACUUCGUGCUUGAGCUGCCCCAGUCCAUUCCUCGCACCGUUGGGCGCCGCGUGCGCAACAGCGUCGUGCAGGACGGCCAGGCAGAUGGCGGCGAGGGCUACGUCGAGGGCAACGCGAAGCGCAUCGGCCGCGAGACGCGCAAGGUCUUGAGAUUGGCGAGCUGGGAUCUGAAGGAGCGCUUCCGCAGCGCGAUGGAGGAGCGCGUCCGGGAGGUGAAGAGCAUGGAGGAGAUGGCGCGCAAGGCGAACCGGGCGAUGGAGUGGUUCGAGCAGGUUGGCACGCGCAGCGACACGAUCCGCGUCGAGGCGCGGUUGGGGGAGUUGUCCGCGUAAGCAUUUAAUGACCGUCUUGCUUUCGUUGGCUUCUUUCCUUUUGCUAUCUGACCUGCUCGACUGCUAUGUAUUCCAUUCCAUUAUUUUCCCUCCUUGUUCCGCUUUUGCAUCGUGUGCCAUAUUUACGGCGUGAAUGCGACGCCUCGUAACGCUCGUUGUUCAUACUCUGUCUCUCCUCCGCCUUCUGCUCCUCGUCUCUUCGUAUCUCACCACUCUUCUUUGCCUUACUCUAGUACAUGACCCCUGCGGCUGGAUAUAUGGUCGGCUGCAUUUAUGACCUCUACUUUACGAUGGAUGUAUGCAAUGUACUCUGCUGUAAUCGACGUGAAAGUGCGAAGUUAGGACCCGGUGGAAUUCAAGGUGAGAUACGGU
This is a messenger RNA of Schizophyllum commune H4-8, 3083 nucleotides long. RefSeq lists its product as uncharacterized. Gene Ontology annotation, cellular component: mitochondrial outer membrane. The transcript is spliced from 2 exons. Gene Ontology annotation, biological process: mitochondrial fusion. Bases 165 to 2711 code for a protein of 848 amino acids. The record is from RefSeq and is a predicted model, not a curated record. NCBI's taxonomy places the organism in Eukaryota, Fungi, Basidiomycota, Agaricomycetes, Agaricales, Schizophyllaceae. Gene Ontology annotation, molecular function: GTPase activity; GTP binding.